CGUCGGGGGCGCCUGCAGCGGACGGUGGCGGCGCCGGGCGGAGAGGCCGCGGCUGCCGGGGUCGUCGGGGGACGGCGGUGAGCUCGGGCCUGGGCGGCGGCGGCCGGGGGCGCAGGCAGAGCCCCGCGCCGGCCCAGGGUCCCGGCUAUGGCCGCGGCCACGAUCGUGCACGACACGUCUGAGGCGGUGGAGCUGUGCGCCCCGUACGGCCUGUACCUGAAGCCCAUCACGAAGAUGACCAUCAGCGUAGCGCUGCCGCAGCUGAAGCAGCCGGGCAAGUCCAUCUCCAACUGGGAGGUGAUGGAGCGGCUCAAGGGCAUGGUGCACAGCCACCAGUUCUCCACGCUGCGCAUCUCCAAGAGCACCAUGGACUUCAUCCGCUUCGAGGGCGAGGUGGAGAACAAGAGCCUGGUCAAGUCCUUCCUGGCCUGCCUGGACGGCAAGACCAUCAAGCUCAGCGGCUUCUCCGACAUCCUCAAGGUGCGCGCCGCCGAGUUCAAGAUCGACUUCCCCACGCGCCACGACUGGGACUCCUUCUUCCGCGACGCCAAGGACAUGAACGAGACGCUGCCCGGGGAGCGGCCGGACACCAUCCACCUCGAGGGCCUUCCUUGCAGGUGGUUCGCCCUCAAGGACGCGGGCUCCGAGAAGCCCAGCGAGGAGGUGCUGGUCAAGGUGUUCGAGAAGUUCGGGGAGAUCCGCAACGUGGACAUCCCCAUGCUGGACCCCUACCGGGAGGAGAUGACCGGCCGCAACUUCCACACCUUCAGUUUCGGGGGACACUUGAACUUCGAGGCCUACGUGCAGUACCGCGAGUACGUGGGCUUCAUCCAGGCCAUGAGCGCCCUGCGCGGCAUGAAGCUCAUGCACAAGGGGGAGGACGGCAAGGCCGUGGCCUGCAACAUCAAGGUCUCCUUCGACUCCACCAAGCACUUGAGCGACGCGUCCAUUAAGAAGCGGCAGCUGGAGAGGCAGAAGCUGCAGGAGCUGGAGCAGCAGAGGGAGGAGCAGAAGCGCCGCGAGAAGGAGGCGGAGGAGCGGCAGCGUGCCGAGGAGAGGAAACAGAAGCAGCUGGAGGAGCUGGAGCGGGAGCGGAAGCGCGAGGAGAAGCUGCGCCGGCGGGAGCAGAAGCAGCGGGACCGCGAGCUGCGCCGUAGCCAGAAGAAGCUGGAGAAGCUGCAGGCGCAGGAGCAGAAGCAGCUGCAGGAGAAGAUCCGGCUGGAGGAGCGCAAGCUGCUGCUGGCCCAGCGCAACCUGCAGUCCAUCCGCCUCAUCGCGGAGCUGCUCAGCAGGGCCAAGGCCGCGAAGCUGCAGGAGCAGGAGCGGAAGGACGCGUCGCUGCGGCUGCAGCAGCUGGAAGAGCGGCGGCGGCGGCAGGAGGCGGAGCUGCGGCGCGUAGAGGAGGAGAAGGAGCGCGCGCUGGGGCUGCAGCGCAAGGAGCGCGAGCUUCGGGAGCGGCUGUUGAGCAUCCUGCUGAGCAAGAAGGCGGAUGACCCCCGCGCGCGCGACGAGCUCGCGCUCUCCCACGCGCAGCUCCUGCAGCCGGUGCUGGACAUCCUGCAGACCGUGUCAGCCGGCUGCGUGGGCGCCGCCGCCCUGCACCCUCUGGGGGGCCAGCCGCCCCCCGACACGCCGAAGGACACCCCGCCGCGGCCGGAGAGCGACGGCACGCCCAGGAACGGGACCGGGAGCGUCCCCGAGGAGGCCCCGUGCAAGGAAGGCCCCGAUUCUCGCCUCGCCGCCGCGGGGGAAGCUUCCCCGGACAAGAGGUGCCCCGGCGUGCUCGCCUGCAUUCCCGACAACAACCAGCAGCCCAAGGGCCUGCCCGCCGCCUGGGACCAGAACGCGCCUAAAAAGGACAUCCGUUCCGAGCAAGACAAGUGCAACCGGGAGCCCAGCGGGAGCCGAGGCCGGGCCAGCGGGGGCCGCGCGGAGGACGAGCGGCACAAGCGGGAGAGGAGCCGGCCGCGGCGGGCGGGCAGUCGGGAGGAUGGGAGGCAGCCGCGGAAGGAGCGGCGGCAGCACAAGAAGCGCUCACGCCAGGACGACAGCCCUCCGCGGCGGAGCGCGAGCCCGGCGCACAGCCGGUCCCGCAGGUCGCACAGCAGAGAGCGGUCCAGCCGCCGGGAGAGAAGCCGAGACCGCAGGGGCGGCUCGGGCCGGAAGCGUAGCCGCCAUCGCCGCAGCGAGCGAGACAGGUCGCGCUCAGGGUCCCCCAGCCGGCACCACAGCACCUGGAACAGGUAAUGCGUGGUGG
This is a messenger RNA of Lontra canadensis (Northern American river otter), 2257 nucleotides long. RefSeq names its product A-kinase anchoring protein 17A (gene AKAP17A). Gene Ontology annotation, molecular function: protein kinase A binding; RNA binding. The transcript has 5 exons. Lineage: Eukaryota; Metazoa; Chordata; Mammalia; Carnivora; Mustelidae. Gene Ontology annotation, biological process: regulation of RNA splicing. The record is from RefSeq and is a predicted model, not a curated record. Gene Ontology annotation, cellular component: cytosol; nuclear speck. The coding region runs from base 148 to 2247 and encodes 699 amino acids.